Messenger RNA from Talaromyces amestolkiae, 2868 nucleotides. RefSeq lists its product as uncharacterized. Gene Ontology annotation, cellular component: RSC-type complex. NCBI's taxonomy places the organism in Eukaryota, Fungi, Ascomycota, Eurotiomycetes, Eurotiales, Trichocomaceae. The record is from RefSeq and is a predicted model, not a curated record. The coding region runs from base 1 to 2868 and encodes 955 amino acids. Gene Ontology annotation, molecular function: chromatin binding; protein binding. Gene Ontology annotation, biological process: chromatin remodeling. The transcript has 5 exons.
AUGUCGGGUCAGGCCCCCGAGGCAGGCGUCGCAGGGACACCGACCAACCCUCAGCUCGCGGCCGAGCAGCCUGUCCAGUCGAUUGAACAGGAUGGCGAUGCAAAGAGUCGCGAGAAUAAUGCCGGCACAGAAAAUAAAGGCGAUGAUACCGCCAAUACUCCUAGCGAAGCUCCGGCAGCAACAGCAACAGCGACACCAGCAGCAGCAGCUCCGGCGCAAUCAACCGUCAGCGAAGUUACCGCCGAUCAAUGGAGGUCCAUGAUGGAUGUAGUCAUGGCAAUCUACGAUUUCAGAGAAGAAGACGACUACGAUCCUUCGAGACUUUUCCAUCGCAGUGUCAACAAACGAUACGUCCCUGAUUACUACGAUAUCAUCAAAGAACCUAUGGCACUAAGUAUCUUGAAGCAAAAGAUCAACAAGCGGGAAUAUACCAAGUUUGAACAAUUUGUCCGAGAUUGCGCGCUGAUUACACACAAUGCGCAAACUUACAACAGACCCGAGUCGCAAGCCUACAGGGAUGCUCUUGUUAUUAAGGACGUUUUUAUCGGAGAGUUCAAGAAACUAGUCGACAGCGGCAUCAUCACAGCAGAAGCAGCAGAAAUGCCUGAUUUGGGCGAGAUUCCAGAAGCCGACCCACUCCCUGCCGAGGACGAGGAUGACGAGGAUGAUGAAGACGACGAAGAUGAUGAGGACGAGGAUUCUGACGACGGGGAUGGUCGAAGAAGACGACGCCGCGGUCCAGGAAGGAAAAAUACUUCGCAGAAUCCAGACCAGGAAGUCCGAAAAAAGCGAGGUCGACCUCCUCGUGUGGACACACCAAUGGAGGCCAGAAUCAAAGCGGUUUUGAAGGGACUACGGAAAUUCAAAGAUAAUACCGGCCAGCUUAAAGUGCGCCAUUUCGAGAGGUUGCCGGAUAAAGCAAUGUAUCCCGACUAUUUUAUGGAAAUCAGAGAACCCAUGGCCAUUGAUUCAAUCAAGCGAAAGUCAAAGCGAAAGAAGUACCACUCCGUGGAUCACUUCAUGCGCGAUGUUGAUACGAUGUUUAACAAUGCCAAAUCAUACAACGAGCCGAAUAGUCAGAUCUACAAAGAUGCGGAGGAUUUGCAAUUCGAGGCACACAAACUCGCCGAACAGGAGAAGAGAAAGCCAGACAGCGAGUAUUUGAUGGAAGACGGCCGGUUACCUUUGCCUCAGGGUAUCGUUCAUAAUGGCGAGCUGUGGAAAGUCGGUGACUGGGUGCAUAUACAGAAUCCAAACGAUGUGACGAAACCAGUCGUGGCUCAAAUCUACCGGACAUGGCAAGAUUCGGAGGGAGAGAAAUGGGUGAAUGCAUGCUGGUACUACCGGCCCGAACAGACGGUGCAUCAUUUUGAGAAGCAUUUCUAUCCCAAUGAGGUGGUCAAGACGGGGCAGUACCGUGACCACCGUAUUGAUGAAGUGAUUGACCGUUGCUUCGUCAUGUUUUUUACUAGAUAUAACCGAGGCCGGCCGCGAGGGUUCCCACUGGACAAGGAGAUUUAUGUCUGCGAAGCGCGGUACAACGAAGAGAAGCACAAAUUGAACAAGAUCAAGACCUGGGCGAGCUGCCUACCAGACGAAGUGCGUGAAAAAGACUACGAGAUGGAUCUGUAUGAUGUGCCGCGGCGUAUUAAGAAGAUUCCAAGCCCUAUCAAACAUUUACUUGCGCCGGACGCCAAAGAGACGGACGACGUGCCAAAACCGACGUGGGGAGCAGAGAAAGCGCCUCCAUUAGUAGGUGCGGUGCAUCGGCGUCCACGGGAUGAAAAUGAAUCUCCACCACCGGAGCCUACGCCAUCUCCGCCUCCGCAACCCAUGCACCGGCCUAGUCUUGCUGCUUCACUGCCUCAACAGUCUUCAAUGCCCCUACCAAUACAACGCGCGCCGCUUCAUCAAGACAGCGUCAGCCAGAGCCCGAUGGGAGCGGUCGGUAACAUUGCGCCAGUAAGGUCGCCGGCCGUCGGGGCACCUCUUCAAAUGGCAACCACCAAUAUCCCGGUGCAGCAAUAUCAAGCGCAGGCCGUUCCGAGCCCGGCGCCGUACUAUCAACCUCUACAAGCACGCACUGCCCCUUACGGUACCCCUUCAGCACACCCAAGCACAUAUCAAUCAACUCCAGUUCAACAACCCGUGGCAGCUGUUUCUUCCCCACAACCAUACCCCCAAACAGCCGCGCAACCAUACACUGCAAACCGUUACCCAGCACCAGCGCCAUCCCCAGCGCCAGCUCCAGCCGCACCAGUGUACAACCCCAAUGCGCCUCGACCUAUUGAAGUAUUCCAUCUGAGCGAUGCCGCGAACGCCGCGAUCCCAGCCGACGUUCGCUCUGAAUUUCACUGCGACGACCGCGGACGCGUCCUGUUCUUCUCAACCCCGCCAAUGGACAUGGUCUCUUCCGCUACAGUGGCAAAGAAGCAACUAAGCCAUUCCUUGAAAUACCUCGCCGCAAAAGCAGAACGGGAAAAGCAACGCAAACGUCGCCGCGAACUGGAUCAAGAAACUAUGAUGGACAUCGAUAAUCAUCCUAAACGCGCCCGCCUCGACACAGAGACAGAUACAAAAGAACCCAUCGAUCCCUCGCGCCUCACCACACUAAUCUCAAAAACAGUCUCCCUCCUCGCCAAAAGCAUUACGUCCGGCACAACCACAUUCUACAAUACUAUCUACACUAACCCGCAAAUAGCGACCGAAUACGCAGAAGCCGACGCACGAGAACGCGAACAAGACACCAAAGCGUACGCGCUCGCUAAAAAAGUAAGCGAGGAACUAAAAGAGGCGACUGUGGAUGAAUUCGCGUCUCGAGCGACGGAUCUGAGGCGUGCGGGUAUUUAUUUGGAGGAUGAUAAUUGA